Messenger RNA from Mustela erminea (ermine), 1626 nucleotides. RefSeq names its product boule homolog, RNA binding protein (gene BOLL). The record is from RefSeq and is a predicted model, not a curated record. Gene Ontology annotation, molecular function: RNA binding; protein binding. Bases 156 to 1079 code for a protein of 307 amino acids. NCBI's taxonomy places the organism in Eukaryota, Metazoa, Chordata, Mammalia, Carnivora, Mustelidae. The transcript has 11 exons.
CGGGUCCGAGCCUGCGCCGCUGCAGCUGCCAGUGCCGCCGUCGCCGCCAGGGGGAGCGUCUGUCGGGAGUCGUGGUGUUGCUUCCGUGGUGUGAAGGUGCUUUCAGACCUCGGGUUUCCGUUCCUCGCCCUCGCAUUUGAAGCGCGAGGAGGAAGAUGGAGACCGAGUCCGGGGCGGUGAGUACAGCAGGCCGGGCCUCCGGCCCCGGGAUGGCGCGGCAAACAUCAAAUCAGACGCAAACAGAUUCAUUAUCUCCAUCCCCUAAUCCUGUGUCACCUGUGCCUUUGAAUAACCCAACAAGUGCCCCAAGAUAUGGAACAGUGAUCCCUAAUCGCAUCUUUGUAGGAGGAAUUGACUUUAAGACAAAUGAAAAUGAUUUAAGAAAAUUUUUUUCCCAGUAUGGGUCUGUAAAAGAAGUGAAGAUUGUAAAUGACAGAGCUGGAGUGUCCAAAGGGUAUGGUUUCGUCACUUUUGAGACACAAGAAGAUGCACAAAAAAUUUUACAAGAGGCUGAAAAACUUAAUUAUAAGGAUAAGAAACUGAACAUUGGUCCAGCAAUAAGAAAACAACAAGUAGGAAUCCCUCGUUCCAGUAUAAUGCCAGCAGCUGGAACAAUGUAUCUAACGACUUCAACUGGAUAUCCUUACACAUAUCAUAAUGGUGUUGCUUAUUUUCAUACUCCAGAGGUAGCUUCUGUCCCACCACCUUGGCCUUCACGUUCUAUAUCUAGUUCCCCUGUGAUGGUAGCUCAGCCAGUUUAUCAGCAACCUGCAUAUCACUACCAGGCCCCUGCACAGUGUCUACCAGGACAAUGGCAGUGGGGUGUUCCUCAGUCUCCUGCCUCGUCUGCUCCAUUCUUAUACCUGCAGCCUUCUGAGGUUAUUUAUCAACCAGUGGAAAUUGCACAAGAUGGUGGAUGUGUUCCUCCUCCUCUAUCUCUGAUGGAAGUUCCAGAGCCUUAUUCUGAUCAUGGUGUUCAAGCAACAUAUCACCAGGUUUAUGCUCCAAGUGCCAUUGCUAUGCCUGCACCUGUGAUGCAGCCUGAACCAAUUAAAACAGUGUGGAGCAUUCAUUAUUAAGACAAUUGGGCAGCUCUAGUCCAGCUCAACUGAUUUCUUGUCCAGUGAUCCUUGUGUGGCCGAGAUCCAGCUUCGACGAACCGGCUAGAAGCUGCCCGUUGUGACACUUAGGGUUAGUUAAUACCUCGCCAUACUUAUUUAUUCCAUUAUAAGCUGUCUAAAUUUGAUGAAAUUUGCUUUUUCAAAUGUUCUACAAAACUAGGUAGUUGUGGCAUGUUGGUUUGUUUAUGUGUUAAUCUAACUGUAGUGACAUUUUCUACAUGUUUUAUCCAUUCCAUAAAUAAUAAUCACAUUGGGAAUAGUGAGGUGUCUUUCAUUUUCUCUGCUUUGUGUUAUUUCUUUUCCUUUCAAUUUUUUUGAAGUAAUGUUUAAUAGUAUUUGCUAUUUAUUUUAAUAUUUAGGAUGAGUCUUUCCUAAUAGAAUUUUUAAUACUUUCAUGCCUUUUAGUAUAAGUACAUUUGAUCUUAAUGACUCAGUACCACUACUUGCUAUUUUGUCAUUUAAUAUGCUUUUGUCUAAGUUUUUAUUUAUUUGUUACUGCAACUCC